Gigantopelta aegis is the source of this 1811-nucleotide messenger RNA. RefSeq lists its product as uncharacterized. The transcript is spliced from 3 exons. The coding region runs from base 377 to 1660 and encodes 427 amino acids. Lineage: Eukaryota; Metazoa; Mollusca; Gastropoda; Neomphalida; Peltospiridae. The record is from RefSeq and is a predicted model, not a curated record.
GUAAUACUAGACCACAGAAAUGUCAACAACGCUUAAAGAAAUUGUCUAGCAGAAGUGACCUAUUUUACUUUUUUCCACUUUAAUGUGUAAAAUCCAGCUGUACACGCUGUACAUGCUAUAUUACAAACAUGCAGACUAGCAGCCGAGAGAAACAUAAUGGGACGAGGUUAAUACAGUGGGACCAAAACGUUUCUAUUUAAUGAGGGGGAGACCCAAGGAGACCUGGAGAAGAUCGGUGGAGUGAGAGAUGAAGGCUAUUGGGUGGAGUUGGGGCCAGGUGACGAAGCUUGCAACGGACAGACAGCAUUGGCGUUCUUUGGUGUCGGCCUUAUGUGUGACCGCACACGAAGAGGAUUAAAUAAUAUCCAGGGCUGCAAUGCGACUAAAACCGAAGACGUUGAUAACUGUGUGCUCUUUAUGUUUAAUAAGUCUUUUCUGGUUUGGGGUUUACACGUUUGGUAGUAAGCAUAUAGAUGGAAUUCACAGAAGAUUAAUACAUUCUGAUGUUGGGACACACGGCACAAAGAACGUGAAAAACACAGCAGACCUGACAUCUAACCACAAGAAACCGAUGCGCAUCAGUGACAGGAAACGGAAACUACACAAAUACAAAACUCAACCACAGAGCGACGCAGAAGCAUAUCAUGACAACGAAGAUGAUGUGGACUUUGAUGCAAAGGCAUACCAUGACAACGAAGAUGAUGUGGACUUUGAAAAGUCGAAAAAGAGUUCAUCUCACGGAAGGAAAUAUUUGAUUUAUUUGUGCAUGUACAACGAAUCUUGUAGUGGUUGGGCUGACCGCCAGAGGGCGAUUGUAUCAGGGUUUUUAUUGGCGCAAAUCAAACACAGAAGAUUUGGAAUAAUUCUGACCAGCCCUUGUGAUUUGAGAAUGUUUUUUGUUCCAAACGAAUACAACUGGAUUGUUAAUGAAAAUGAACUGGUCGGUUUGUCAACAGCGACACCACCCGACAGCUUCCUACGUAAAAUAGACGUCGUGGAUUUUGAUAAAGCGUACCCUGAAGAUUUGGUUUAUUUCCGAAGUCACCGUGAUCUGUUAUUGGCAAUUAAAGAAAACCCGAUUCAUGCAAAAUCUAUUCCUCAAUGGGCAAAGUAUAGAAAACCGAUCGCCUUUAAAAAUGGUUGGAAUAUACUGAUGAAACGGACUCCGCAGUUUGAUAAGACGUUUCAGAAGCUCAUGUCCGGUGUCCCCAGCCAUAGCCAGUUCGUCUGUGCUCACGUGCGACUGUCCAAGAACCCGACCAUGCCUAUGGAAACUAGAGUCAUCAAUACAUAUUCUAGCGUGAAAUAUCUCUGGGCUUUCUUGGACACAAGAUAUCCGAACGCCAGUCGAAUUUUCGUGGCUACAGAUUCCUUGGACGUGCGAAAGUGGGCCAGACGACAUUUCAAGGACAAAGAAAUGGACACGGGGAAGACUAUUCUUCAUAUCGAGAAGCAGAAGCGAAAGAAAAAUUCCUGCGAUGGAUUUGAAAGCGUUCUGCUGGAUCAACAGGUGAUGAUUCACUGUGACGUGUUGGUGUGCUCGUACAGUAAUAUAUGCAAACACGCUGUGUACAUCAACGGCAUGCGUGACAAUGCGUUCCUGUUCAAACGUGAAAAGAUACAUUCAGUUCAGUUCACAUGGCCAGAGAUAUAUGAAUAGAAUCGAUCCAAAUCAUAGGAAAGCAGUAAAAAAACAAUAAUAUUAUCCAUUGAAAAGGGGUGGAACGUAGCCCAGUGGUAAAGCGCUCGCUCGAUGCGCCGUCGGUCUGGGAUCGAUCCCCGCAUGUGGACUCAUUGGGCUAUUACUCGUU